GUUUAGAUUGCAACCGUAUCAGUAUAUCUCCAGACGCCGCGAGCGUUGCCACAAUGUGGCAAAUAAACUCAUAUACGCGUAAUCUAUAAUUAAAAUAAACUUAUUUCGGUAUCAGUAGCUGUCACUAUGAGUCAUCAUCAGACGAAGAGGAGGAUACAAUAUUGGGCGGGAUUAUGCGCGGCAUCAAACUUCAUGUUCACCGGCGCGGUGAUAUCGUGGCCUUCACCAGCUAUUCCUAAGUUCCAAAGCGGAGAGGCAGAUGUGCAAAUUACUGAGGCGCAAAUAUCAUGGGUAUCCUCCCUGUUCGCCAUCGGUGCUAUCUUAGGGUGCUUCAUAGGGCAUCCGCUGUUGGACCGCGUGGGCCGUCGCAAGGCGCUCCUCUUCGGGACCCUGCCUGGAAUCAUAGGUGCGGGUAUAAUACUAAUCACGAAGUCAGCCGAGAUGUUGUAUUUUCCAAGAAUAUUGUGUGGAGUUUCUUUAGGAAUGAAUGCAGUGGUAGUAAUGAUCUACAUCACAGAAAUAGCUGACAAGGAGAUCAGAGGCGCGCUUGGCAUGUCUGUGCAAGUGACCAACAACCUUGGCAGCCUGAUCGUCUACUGCGUAGGUCCGUUCGUGACCUACAACAUGCUCAACGCGCUGGUGCUCGCCAUUCCUCUCGCCAACUUGCUGAGUUGUCUAUGGAUACCUGAGUCGCCGUAUUACCAUGUAAAAGAUGGUAGGAUUGCGGCUGCUAGGGUGGAGUUUAUAAAGUUGAAGGGCAUUAACGAUGAAAAGUGGGUGGACGAGCAGUUAGGAACCAUACGGGCACAUGUGCGGGAAAGCAUGGAGAAUAAAACUUCCCUCUGGGAGCUAGUCUCUAACAUGAAGUAUAGAAGAGCUUUGUAUAUCGUAACAGGUUUGAAGGUGUUACAAUACAUGACCGGCGGGAUGGCCAUCCAAGCGUAUCUCGAAGUGAUCUUCAGACAAAGCAGUUCCAUUUCUGGACCACUCGUCAGUAUUGUCUAUGGCUUCGUACAACUUCUCACAGGAGUGGGAGGAGCUUUGCUGGCCGGCUACUUCGGCCGACGGCUCCUUAUGUUCGUCUCGGACUUGGGAGUAGCGCUCUCAAUGAGCGCCCUAGGCCUUUACUUCUACCUCCAAGACACCGUCAAACUCAGCCCGGAUACACUCUCUACAAUCUCCUUCUUACCUUUAAUAGGGUUGUUCGGAUUCAAUAUAUUUUAUUCCGUAGGCAUAGGGAUGUUACCUUAUGUGAUGCAAGCUGAACUGUUUCCUAUAAACGUAAAGACAUCGGCGUCUAGUUCAGCCACUGUGAUGGCGUGUGUCAUGAACUUUGUUAUUACCAAGUGUUACCACGGCAUCAGGGCAGGCUUGGGUCACUCUGCCGUGUUCUGGGCCUUCGCUGUAGUAGGUUAUGUAGGUUUAUUUUUUAUAUACUUUUUCGUGCCAGAAACUAAGGAUAAAACGUUGGAAGAGGUGCAGGAUAAUAUGCUGGAGAAGAAUCAAGAGGCAACGGCGCUUAAAGAUAUGGAGGUUAUUAGUUGAUCUAAUCUUAGUAAAGCCAAUCAUAAAAUUAACGCUCCUUCAUUGAGUUGUGGAUCACAUUAAAAAUUUUCGUAUAAUACAAUCACCUGCAAUAAUAUGUUAUACAACGAAGGCCGCAAAGAUAUCUGACGCGAUCUUAUUUGUAGAGCCAUAAGAGCGUGUCACAUAUUUUUGCGGCCAUCUAAGAGUAACAUAUUAUUGCAGGUGACUGUACAGAGGCGUUCAUUUUAAGAUUGGUUUCACUCAAACUAACGACUCCUUAUUGAAUAAAUAUUGUAGUGUCGACUAUUAUAUGAGCCAGAAUGUUAUCUCUAAGAUCACGAGACUAAUUGUAAAUGAAAGUGCUGAUCAGCAAACAAAUACGUAUAACAAUAUUGACUGUAACAUGUUAUCUGUUUAUUUUAUUAAUUUACAUGGUAAUUGAUGUGCCUAAACAUUCAUCUAAAUGUACAUUUAUGUUGUAACAUUGUGAUUGUAAAUAUAAGACGAAUACACAAGUUAGUUUAUUUUUAUUUUUAAUAUAUUUGAUUCUAAUUCUUUGUAUAUAAAUAAACUGUACCGCUCGUAAAAAAAAAGACGAAUACAUAGUUGCAAAGUUUGAUGAAGGAGCCGAGACACUGUUAAUAUUUAUUCAAGCUGGUAUCAAAUAAUGUUGAUGUGGAGAUCUGGCUUUUAUUAGACGUAAGCAUGACUGUGAUAAGACAGUGCAAAAUAAUGUGUUCAUAACUACAGUUUCUAUAAAAUAAUAGUUGUAUUCAUUUCGCACCGUUUCCCUUAAUCUUAGUGCUGCAUUGCAUUUAUGAAUAAGUGAAACGCCAGCCGAUGAUUUUUUAUAAAUUUAACAAAUAAAAUGUACAAGUACUUAGUACAGUCGACGUCAAAGAUGUUUACAUUUUUCGCCUUAUUACAAAGGAGUAAGGUGCAAAAGUGUAGGCACUUUACUUACUAAUAAAACACCAAAUGUGACCAUAAAAUUGUAUUCUGUUGAAUAAAAAUAUGAAAUACAUAUUGAAUACUUAUUAAACUGUGAUAAAUACACUAGAAACCUGAUACGUCU
Messenger RNA from Cydia fagiglandana, 2602 nucleotides. RefSeq names its product facilitated trehalose transporter Tret1-like. Gene Ontology annotation, molecular function: transmembrane transporter activity. The record is from RefSeq and is a predicted model, not a curated record. The coding region runs from base 127 to 1545 and encodes 472 amino acids. Gene Ontology annotation, biological process: transmembrane transport. Gene Ontology annotation, cellular component: membrane. The transcript is spliced from 8 exons. Lineage: Eukaryota; Metazoa; Arthropoda; Insecta; Lepidoptera; Tortricidae.